Molecule: messenger RNA, 1067 nt
Organism: Ectocarpus siliculosus
Lineage: Eukaryota; Phaeophyceae; Ectocarpales; Ectocarpaceae
Source: the annotation of a GenBank genome assembly
AUGCGGCCAAGGACCAGCAACAACCAAGUCCGGGCUUUCGUAGACGACGCCGGCAUCGCAAACCAGUUUCCCGCCUUGAACGAGCCGUACAAAAAGCACGAGCAACGAGUGUGCAUGGACGGGGCGGAGCGGGCAACGCGGCGCGGAUGACGUGCGCUAUCAAGGGCUGGAGGACCGCUCCUGAACCACACACGCACUUGAAACAUCAGGUGGCUUGAUAGGCAUUGCACGUCACGUGAGGCGGUGGGCGCUUUUCUGUGUGCUGUGGCUAUCGCGGGAUGUACUUUGGACCUGUGCCAAGGCGGUGGGCCCACCGACGUCGCUUGCGAGCGGUCUUCGAUCCACGUUGUGAAGCUCUGACGAUGAUGGACAUGAACUUGGCGAGGCGUUCAGGGGGUUCCAACCUUUACGAAAGCUUGGAGUCUUUCUCGGUCGCCUGCGACAAGGGAGAAGACAAGGCCAGUCGGCUACGUGCGAACGAGCCAAACAAAACGAAACGACAACCGAGCCGGGGGGAGGGAACAGGGGGAAUAAGCGUAGAAAGAUGCAAUUCGAGGGCACGACCGCAGCUUGGGGAGAGCAGGAAGGAGAUGGCAGAAGAUGCCAGCGACUCAUGUGCAGACUGAAUGUGUUGGAGUUGGCAGGAAUACCAGCCAUGUCUCCCUUUCAUGUUUUGUCGCCAAACCCCUUCGUCCCAUCGCCGAUGCGAUGUUGUUUGUUUUUUGGUGGUGACUGGUUGUUUUUCAGACUGACUUUUGUGUCUGCGCACGCCAAGGGAUGAGCCCGGCCGGCGGGAAGUUCGCAUGGAUUGUCCCGGCAAAGCAUGGGUAGAGGAUGCAGGUAUCAACGGUGUCAUAAUCUUGAACCCCCCCUGCAUUAUAUUUGUAGGCAUGUGUGUGGAAUGGUAUGGCCAGUGUAACUCCCACGUUGAUACACCCCUGCCUAGCACAUGGGGGCACAAGGUUAGAAUCCAUACCGUGUUUGUAUUUAUCUUUGAUUGGUAAUCUUUGGCACCGCAUACCGAGCGGGAGCGAUAGGGCCUCGCUUUUUUUGGGUGUGAAUGCCCC